AUGCCGUUAGCGACCGUUGACGAUUCCGGGUCGCAGUGCUACUAUGAGGACACGGGCGCCCCUCCCAAUUCCUCUGACUACACGACACUUGUGCUUAUCCACGGCGCAGGUCAUCAAGGCGCCGUUUUCGGGCGUUUGUUCGACCGUGCAGCGAAACAUAACAUGCGACUGGUAGCAGUCAACAUGCGUGACUAUGCUCGCUCGACCCCUUAUUCGCAGUCCGAGUUGGGCGACUUGCGUAGUGCGGAUGUCGAGAGGCAGGCGGCAGCACUCCGUGCUCGUGGGCUCGAAGUUGUGGUGUUCCUGCUGUGGUACAUUCGCAAGGAGCGCAUUCCUCCAUUGUCUGCGAACACACAUGAGGGACGCAUAGGUGGUGGCGGAAUAUCGCUGCUUGGCUGGUCAUGGGGUUGCAAGAUGGCCUUGUCCUGCGUCGCGCGUGCGCAGGACUUGCAGCUCGGCGAUAGGGAGCUCUUGGCAGGUUAUAUACGAGCACUCAUCCUCUUCGAUCCCAGUCCUCGUGUGUUCGGUGCUCCGAUGCUACCUAUCGAGGACUGUUUCAAUCCCUUCUACGACACUUCGUCAACACCAGAAGAGACGCAGAAGAACUUCCCCGAAUGGGUCUCCUCAUACUAUCUACACUCUCCUGUCGUGUUGGACGCACUCCACUCCGACGGGUACGCAGAACUGGCUAAGGUGCUAAAUGCGGACGUCAUUGCACGUUCGCAUAUAUUUUAUGAAUUUCUGGACGGCGAAGUCUACAAGGAUACUAUGCGUCGAGCAUUGCAUGACACCUCCAUUUGGCCGGGAUUGCGAGUGGUGCUGCUGUGGUGUGACAUGUCCGUUAGCGCAGUGGUUAUGUCGUCUUGGGGCCUGCUGAAGGAGUAUCAUGGCGACUGGCCCGCUGGUGGGAGACGUAUAGACGCAGUUCGGAUGAAGGGUGCUAAUCACUUCCCGCAUUGGGAUUAUCCGGAACAAACGAUGCAACUACUGGCCGAUAUCAUAUGGUCUGAAGACUCUGUUCCCUCAGUUGUCCAGAUGGACGACACGCCGGAGGACGUUCAGUCCUGGUUGUAGUACAUGAUUCAUGUGC
This is a messenger RNA of Fomitopsis serialis, 1090 nucleotides long. RefSeq names its product Alpha/Beta hydrolase protein. The transcript has 5 exons. The record is from RefSeq and is a predicted model, not a curated record. NCBI's taxonomy places the organism in Eukaryota, Fungi, Basidiomycota, Agaricomycetes, Polyporales, Fomitopsidaceae. The coding region runs from base 1 to 1074 and encodes 357 amino acids.